AUGGUUAAACCAUUGUCAUUCAAAGGCGACAAGAAAGUCAAGAAGCGCAAGAGAACAGACGCCGAGAAAUCAUCCCGCGACGAUGCUGCCGUAAACGAAGAAACGCAGGUCCAAAAGACGGGCGAAGAGACAGAGAAUGACGAUAGCUGGGUUUCCGCUGAGACGGAUACUGAUGUCGUGGGACCGAUUAUGAUUGUUCUACCGACGGAUACACCUUCAGCUCUGGCUUGCGAUGCAGCUGGGAAGGUGUUUACUAUUCCGAUUGAGAAUAUCGUUGAUGGGAAUCCUUCUACCGCGGAACCGCAUGAUGUGCGACAGGUCUGGGUUGCGAAUCGCGUAGCUGGGACAGAAAACUUUCGCUUCAAGGGACAUCAUGGGAAAUACUUAUCAUGCGACAAAAUCGGUCUAUUGUCAGCUACAUCAGAAGCCGUAUCCCCCCUCGAAUCCUUCAACAUAAUCCCCACGGCCGAUACACCAGGAACAUUCCAAAUCCAGACCCUACGCGACACAUUCCUAACCAUCAAAGCCCCGAACAAAGCAUCAUCCAAGUCCUGCGACGUGCGCGGCGACGCAGAUACCAUCACGUUCGACACAACGCUGCGCAUCAGAAUGCAGGCGCGUUUCAAGCCCAAGCUGCGCGCGUCCAAAGAGGAGAAGGCGCAUGCUAAGAUUAGUCGGCGCGAAUUGGAGGAGGCGGCGGGGAGACGGUUGGAUGAGGAUGAGGUGAGGAAGUUGAAGAGGGCGAGGAGGGAGGGUGAUUAUCAUGAGAGGUUGUUGGAGAUUAAAGUGAAGAGCAAGCAUGACAAGUUUGGUUGA
Molecule: messenger RNA, 816 nt
Organism: Fusarium coffeatum
Lineage: Eukaryota; Fungi; Ascomycota; Sordariomycetes; Hypocreales; Nectriaceae
Exons: 2
Coding region: 1-816 (271 amino acids)
Cellular component (GO): striated muscle dense body; nucleolus; catalytic step 2 spliceosome
Molecular function (GO): actin filament binding
Source: RefSeq, a predicted model, not a curated record